AUGGUUCAAUUACCGGCAGAUGCUCCUUCACCAAGGCUCUGCAUUGUGGAGAAAAAUUCACCAGAUCAGGUAUUUAUUUUCCAUUUCUUAUUUCCAUCGAGACUUUUUGUUAGCUGCUUCUGA
Molecule: messenger RNA, 123 nt
Organism: Haemonchus placei
Lineage: Eukaryota; Metazoa; Nematoda; Chromadorea; Rhabditida; Trichostrongylidae
Source: the annotation of a GenBank genome assembly